Messenger RNA from Entelurus aequoreus (snake pipefish), 1973 nucleotides. RefSeq lists its product as uncharacterized. Bases 147 to 1067 code for a protein of 306 amino acids. NCBI's taxonomy places the organism in Eukaryota, Metazoa, Chordata, Actinopteri, Syngnathiformes, Syngnathidae. The transcript is spliced from 3 exons. The record is from RefSeq and is a predicted model, not a curated record.
CAAACAGGGGGCGGAGCUUGAAGGGGGGAAGGUGAAGAGUGUUUGAAGGUGUUGAGGAGAUCCAACAAGUGUCAUGCGGCUCUGAAGGCUACUAACAGAUGCCGGUGUGUGAGUGAGCGUGCGUGGAUGUAUGUGUACUCGCAGCCAUGGACGGCGUGUUGGAUGGCGUGUCCAUGCUGUGCGUCUUCAAACUGGUGUGCAGUCUCCUCUUCCUGCCCUCGCUGGCCACCUCCCGCAGUCCCAUCGGCUUCUGCGGCUGCUGCAUCCUCUUCUUCACCGACUUCAUGGUCACAGUCUUCGUGAGCUUCCUGAGCCUCUUCUCGUCAUGGCUGACGGAGAUGAGUCUUCCUCCCGACGUCAUCGCCCUGCGCUUCCUGCUCUUCCUCAGUCACACCUACGGUGCUGUCCUGCUGCUGACCACGCCCCUCCUCACCGUGGAGACCCUGGUCAGACUCCUGCGGCCCGCGGCAAAGCACCCGAGCGAGGCCGCCCCCGGGGAGGCGGGCGAGGACGCGAAGGCCUGGCGGUCCCGGGCCACCAGCUACGCCUGCUGCCUGGCCGUGUGGGUGGCGGUGGCGCUCAGCGUGCAGUGUCGCUGGCGGCCGGAGGAGGCGAGGCAGACGGCGUGUUUGCGGGCCCGCGGCUCCUUGCUGAGGUGUCUGCCCAACCUGCUCAGCCCCGUGCCCAGCACCGUGCACCCCUGCUGGGGUAUGGCCUUCCUCUACCUGCUGCUGCUCAUUCUCCUCUCCUCCCGCCUGCACAGCUGCAACACCCUCACGGAGCCUCCUCACCAUGACGAGUCCGACCACCCUCUGGCGCUGGCCUGCGAGGAGCCGCCGCUCUUGUUCAUCGUGGUGGAGUCGCAGCACCCUCGCGCGGGGGUCCCCCACCCGGGGGUGAACGUGACCAUCGCCCUGGCGGCCGUGCUCGCCACCUUUGUGCUGCCGCUCUACCUGGGCGUCAACAUCCUGCUGCUCAGGAGCGUGGAGGCCCUGCUGGACGUGGGCGUGCGCUUGCUGCUCUUCUCCACGCCGCCCGCCCCCCGGGGUCACGUCACGCUCGUAUGACAAGGGGAUUAUUAUCAUUAUUACGGGAUUAAUGACGUGUGCGCGGUAAGUCAACACUGCUUAAUGACGGCUACUCACAUGGGGAGAAGCUGCUGAGUGGGCAAGUUGCGGCACGACGAGCUCGUUAUUUCUCGCCGCUCCUCGGGGGGCAAAUAAUCCUCUAAUGAGGCGUGGCCGUGAAAACUAUCAGGGAGGGGCGAAGCAAUUCAAUGACACUGAUUGGUCGGUUUAAACAGGAGGGCGGGGCCAAAGUGGUUCCACUCAGGUGUUUAAAAUGAGGCACGAAAGUUCCUAUGAAAGGGUUUUUUUUUUUUUUUUGGAAGGUUUUAACACCGGAGAAUCUGAUUGGUUGGAUGACACAGGAAGGCGGGGCCAAUGUGGUUCGACUCAGGUGUUUAAAAUGAGGCACAAAAGUUUUUUUUUGGGAAGGUUUUAACACCGGAGACUCUAUUAGGUGAUUAGGUGUAAAAAAAAACAAUAACGCCAGAACAUUUAAAGUGUAAAAAAAAUGUACAUACAUUUGUAUUAAAAUAAAGUGUUUUUUUGGCAGGUAUUUCGUUUUUUUUCCUGAAAUAUUUAAAGGGGAACUGCACUUUUUUUCCGGAAUUGUGUCUACCAUUCACAAUACAUAGUAGACAAAAUGUUUAUUAGGGAGGAGCGAAACAACUCAAAAGGCACUGAUUGGUCGGUUUAAACAGGAGGGCGGGCCAAAGUGGUUCCACUCAGGUGUUUAAAAUGAGGCACGAAAGUUCCUAUGAAAGGGUUUUUUUUUUUUUUUGGAAGGUUUUAACACCGGAGACUCUGAUUGGUUGGAUGACACAGGAAGGCGGGGCCAAUGUGGUUCGACUCGGGUGUUUAAAAUGAGGCACACAAGUUUUUUUUGGGAAGGUUUUAACACCGGAGAAU